Gavia stellata (red-throated loon) is the source of this 2001-nucleotide messenger RNA. RefSeq names its product glutamate rich 6B (gene ERICH6B). The record is from RefSeq and is a predicted model, not a curated record. Lineage: Eukaryota; Metazoa; Chordata; Aves; Gaviiformes; Gaviidae.
AUGCCUAAUGGACGCAAGCUGUCAGGGUCUGGCAGUAACCAGUCCCAACCAAAAAUAUUUCCCCCUGGGACUGGUUCAUCAGAUUCCAUCUCUGCUCUCACAGUGGAAAAUGUGGAAAGGCUGGAAAAGGAGUACAUAACUUCUAAAGAAGCCUUCAAUAAGCAGAGGAUACAAGAUUAUAUUAAUCAGACUAAUCUUUCUCACUUCAGCGAAGAGACAACUAGAAAAACCAGCACAGAGCUUGUCUGGGAUGCAGAGCCUGAAGGAGCCUCCUCGUCCUUUCCUGCAAAGUGGAGUGAAAAUAGCAAAGUGUGCUGGAAGACCUCUGAAGGAAUUUCAAGGAAAGAUAAGCUAUUAACAGCAACAGCGACAGAUUCCCCGUCAGCUCAGCCCACUGGCUCUAAGCCGAAGGAAUCCAAACAGCGUGUAGACAGCUAUCCUGACUCCUGCCGUAGCAGAAGGCACGACAUGGAGGAUGAGAAGACCCAGAUGGAGUGGAGGUAUUCAGAUGAGUCCCUGGCUGCCUGGGAGGAUGCUGUUUCAGUAAUAGGAGAGGAGAAGAAGAGCUCAGAGGCUGUGGGUGGCGGGAGCAGCCUUAAGCCCACAGAAGAUCAAGCCGUGGAGGUGCUCUCCAGGGACACCGAGGUGUACCCCAAGGCUAGAGAGAACAAGGGGCCAGCCGAAACCAAGGAAGAGGCAGCAGCCGAGGAUGGAGAGGAGAAUAACCGAGCAGGACUGUGUGAGCAAGCUGUAUGUGAGCCUGUUGAGCUUGCCCACGGGAGUCCAAGGCUGGAAUCAGGUGAGGAGCCAUUGCCCACUGGAGGAGAGUGUGAGGACUCCUUUAGAGCCAGGCAGUGCAGGAUUUGCCAGCUCUUUGGCGAGACACCUUUCGGAAAAGGCACGCAGCUUCCAGAAAAAUGCUCUGUGAAGGCGACCACCUGGACCAAAGAGUCCGCAAAGUGUACCUUUUGCAGCGCCCCUGAAAAGCCAGUCCCAACAGCGGCAGAUCAGCCCCAGGAAAAUCUCUUCUGCUGCAGGAGAUAUAAGGAAGUGUUUGAUGCUGUCAUCCAAGAGCAGAUGAGUGAAGAUGAAGUGGAGGAAGAGCUGGACAUCGCUCCCCGUGCCAACCCUUCCCAAGCUAGGCUGAGGAGCAGCAUCAAGGAGAAACUGCUGCAGCAGUUGAAUGAAGGAGGCUUUGAGAGCUACAGGGAAAUAUUUCAGCAGUAUCUGAGAUUUGUUGCCUGGACCAGAAUCUCAUUCAGACUCUCAAAACAAAAUGAAUACACCAUCAGACCAAAGACUGGCCCUUUCAAAAAGCACCAACCAAUGUCAGCACCUCCGAAAGACCUAUUGGAGCUGGACAGGGAUUUUGUUGUGGAGCACUUAAAGCACUGCUGUUCUUCUGAGCCCAUAAGAUGUCGUUAUCCUGAUGGACAGAUGUUUUUUCUCCUGUUCCCAGAUGGAAGUGGUCAGGUUUACUACCUGUCAGGCAACGUGGCCAUUCUCAUCACAUUCACCAAGGAAGCCGUGUUCACCUAUUGCAUCCUGGAGGACAGCAGGUACCCGGGGAUCAGGGCUACCUUCGGGAGUUGCAGCCACGGGGUCUGUUUCCACCCUGAUGACCAUCUCUGGGCCACCCUGGACCGCACUGGGAUCUGCUUGGACCAGGCAGGGGCCAGCCAGAAGCACUGGAAGUGGCAUGACUUCAGCGACCACACUUGCAGCCCUCCUUUCCAGUCCAUCACCAUGAAACUGAAUGGCCACGUCACCAUUAAAAUCCUGGCUCAGGAUCAAAAUUUAUCGUUCGCCAGCCGCAGCAAUUGCAUCCGUUUCAACGUGGGGUCCUGGCUCAAGUUGAAAGACCCAGAGACAAGUCACCUACUCAAGUGGCUAGAAAGCGAAGAGGAGCUCUUCCUUUAGUCUAAAAAGAUUCAGCUCAGGAGCCUGCUGUCCAAAAUACAGACAAUGUUGCAAUACUUUUGGCAACCCCUCUCUCAGUGA